Molecule: messenger RNA, 2361 nt
Organism: Adelges cooleyi (spruce gall adelgid)
Lineage: Eukaryota; Metazoa; Arthropoda; Insecta; Hemiptera; Adelgidae
Gene: IntS10
Product: integrator complex subunit 10
Exons: 13
Coding region: 185-2107 (640 amino acids)
Biological process (GO): snRNA processing
Cellular component (GO): integrator complex
Source: RefSeq, a predicted model, not a curated record
AAUUUGUAUACCUAUAAUUAUUGAUAAAUUACAUUUUUCAAAAAUACGACGCCGGCGGCCGAUCACAAUAUUUAAAUAUUACUAUUUUUUUUUUCUUUUAGUUUUACACUAUAAUUAUUGUUAUAUUAUUACUAUAUUUUUUAAAUAAAUAACAGUUUGUUAAAGACAUCUAAUAUAGCUUAAAAUGGAACCUAUGGAAGUGACUAUUGGCGACGAAGAAUUCAUGAUGGCUAAAGCAAAAAGCUAUUUAGAAACGGAUUGUUUUAGAUGUCGAUCGUGGUUACUCACUGCGAAAUCCAUGUUUCCUUCCAACUUUAGCAUACACUAUGAAUGUUACGAAAUCGAGAAGAAUUUACGCUGUGUCCAGAGAGCAGCUAGAUGUUUCAGUUCCUUAUUAGAAGAUUUUCCAAAUGAACAGAUACUCUGGAAAGAAAUUGAAAAUUUCACACCGGUUUUAUGUAUGGAUACGGCGUGUCUGUCAGAGGAACAAACAUUUUUCCGUGAAAUGUUUUCUGCGCUUCCUUUGUCAAUUCAACAAAAACUACUGUCAGUUUGCGCAGAAAGAAGUGAAGAUACAAUGGAACAUUGUCGUUUGGUACUUUUGCUGUUAAACCGUUUUCCUCAAUCUUCAACUGAAUUAGCGCUUAAAUUAAUGGAUACAAUGAUUGCAGCAGAAAAACAUAAUCAGUGUCAUAACGUUAUAAACUGUUAUAGAAAGAUUCUAGUAUGUGACCUUGGACCCUUAUUAGUAUCUACAAAUGCAUUAAAUCAGAAAAAUCUCUAUAAAAUGUUGACAAAGACAACAGAAUUUUAUAUCACCUAUGCUAUGGGAGGACACACAACAAUUCCAAAGUUACCUGAAACUGAAAACUGUAUUAAAACACCUUGGGAAGACUUAUUUGCUUCAUGUGAGCGUAUUGGAAAGAAACUAUCUUGGGAAUUGAGAUCAGUUUUAAGUCAAAGUGAUAGAAAAAAAGCAUGGAAAAAAGUAUCCAGUUUUGCGAAAAAAUUUGUAAUCGCUUCAAACAACAGUGAACUCAGUAAACAAUUAGUGUUUUGUGGUAUGAUACUUUUUGUGAAACAUGUCUAUGAUUAUAACCAAUCGCUAAAAUCAGAAAAUGGAGCGGAGUAUUUAUUAGUAAAAGUCAUUAAAGGCCCAAAAGUGCAAAUCAACAAACCUCCAUCAAAACAAACAGUUUUAUCAAUGGCCACAAAAUUAAAUGAAUCACUAAUCGGUAUAACUGAUGAUUCGUCAGAAGUUCUUGAUAACUUUAAAAUGGCAUUUAACUAUUGGGAACUACUAACUAACAAAGAACCCAUGUGCACAGAUUAUUGGAAGCUCAGUGCUCAAAUUAAAGUAGAUACAUAUAUAGGUCAAUUUUUAAGAGAUAUGGAAUUUUACCAAGGAAAAUACAAAAAUCUUUUUAAAUAUGUACCAGCUGAAGAAAGUAUCAGAAGAUCAUUAUCAUUAGUAAGCUUGUCGUAUUGUGUGCAACAAUUCAAGAAAUGUGUUGAACAUAUUUUUGAAGUUGUCAAACUACUAGAAAACUUAAGUUUAUACGGAGACGUUUCUUCUGAAAUAGCAAAUCCUCCGGAAGAAAGAGAAAUGUAUUAUAUUAAAAUUGCAAAACUGCCAGUAUUGCAAUAUUGCACUAAAAUUAUGGUUCAAAUUCUCUAUAAUCAUUUGAUGAAUUUCUCUACUGCCAGUGAUCUUAUUGGUCACUUAUUAGUAUUGUCACAAAUUGUUUGGCCUAGCGAAAUUGCGAACGAUAUGUACGAACGCAUAUCUAAACUCACCGUAUUUACCUAUCCACAGUUCUCUGAUUAUAUCACCAACAUUGAUAUUAUAGAACAGUUUAUGGCUAUGUUUAUAGAAAACGAAAAAUGUGUUCUAAAUGUUUUUCCAUGUGUAGCUAAUUCUUUAAGUCCGAGAAUAUCAACAAGAGGAGCAGGAAAAGGUGUGAAAGAAGAAUUCAGAUUUGCAAUUAAGAAACAGGUAUCAAGGUGGUCUGAACCAAUAGACGAGACACUAAUAUUGUUUUUUAAAAAGGAAAAAGAAAGUCUAAUGAAUAUCACUUCUAUUGUGGAAAGAUCUCUCAUGUAUUAAGCAUAAUAUGUUUUGUUAGUAUGUUAACUACACAAUACAUAUAUUAUACAUAUUAUAAUAUACAUAUAUUGAAAUAUAUAUGUAUAUAUAUAUUUUUGUAUUAAGUUUCUAUGUGUAAUUGAAAUGAACCUUCUGGUGGAAUAUUCAAUAAAAUGUACAUAAUGUUUGAAUAAGUCAAUAAGUCUGUAGUGUUUGUCGAUUCACAAUAUCUGUAAAUAAGAUACAAAUAUACAUUUUAAUGAUUGUUUUAUUGA